Didymodactylos carnosus is the source of this 6829-nucleotide messenger RNA. NCBI's taxonomy places the organism in Eukaryota, Metazoa, Rotifera, Eurotatoria, Philodinida, Philodinidae. The record is from the annotation of a GenBank genome assembly.
UAAAAGCUCGAAAGUAGAUACAGAUCGUUCAUUACAAAAGGAUAAUAUUUUUGUGGCAAUAUUGACAGAUAUGAUUGACAAAAUUCAGAAUGGUGCUGAAAAUAUUGAUCUCAUUCGAGGAGAUCCGAAGACUUUAAUUAGAAAAUUACUAGAUGUACACGGUAUUAUGUAUCCAGAAACAGUUUUUCAAUUUUCAAUGAGUGAAGAAACACAAGCACGUAUUGAAAAUCAAGCACAAAGAGACAACGCAAGUGUCCGAUGUGCACUAAAGCAUAAGGAUAUUGAUCUUGUAGCAUAUUAUUUAAAAAAGUUACAAACUUUACUUGAAUAUACGCCGGCUCGACAGGCUUAUGAAGAUGCCCUGCAUUUUGUAAGCGAAAACAUUACGGAGUAUUGCGCAGACGUACAGAAAAACUUCAAUCGUUUGCUAGCUAGUCAAGAUGGAUUAAUAAAAGAAGAUGUUGAGGAAUACAAAAGUUCUGUUGAAUAUAUUCGACAAGUUCAAAAAUUGAAAGAACAUUUUGAAUCAAAUCUGUUGUCACCUGAAUCGUUGCUGCAAAAUAUACGUGUUGAGCUACAGGAAAUGAGUCAAGUUGUGACAGCAAAAGAUUUGUUCAGUCCUUUGGUAGGAGUUUAUUUCAAUAAUCUUUUUAGACUCAAACAUUCUUUUAAAGAACUUGAAGCAUUAUACAAUGAAAAUUGUAAACAUUUUGAAGAACUCUUUCAAAAUCUAGUACAAUCUGUGCGCAAACCUAUUUCCGAUAAUGAAUUCAACAAGGUAGCUGAGAUCAUUUUUGAAAUAUCUAAAUGUCUGCCGACUUUGAAUAAUCAUUUACAUGGAUUAGUCGAAGAAGAAUAUAAAAAUAUCGUUCAAUCGCUCGUGCAACACUUAAAUAGUUUCAUCGAAACAGUCGAACCUAUUUUAACGAGAGUUAGAUUAAGUGAAAGUGAUGUGAAAAUCAUUAAGGGUUGUGUGGAAAUACUGAAAUCAGCUAAACAUAAUUCGGUACUUCAAGAUAGUAUUUUUACAUACAUUGAAAUCUCAAAGAAAGACGAUAAAUCAGCAAAAAAUGUAAAAAGUACGAGUGAUAUUUACGAUACCUUGAUUGAAAAGAUAGUAAACUAUUUCAGUCAAAAAAAUAAUAGGAUUCUAGAGAUUCUUAAAGCAAGUGAAGAGUAUGCUCUAGAAAAUACAGAACCAUUAGUCAAUCAAAUAGAUAUGAUUCGAACUAUUCCAGAAAUAGAAUCAAAGACUGCUACUGUCUAUUAUUCUACAGUUGAUAAUAUACGUGGACACAUGUAUCAACUCCAACGAGAUGUAGAACAGUUACUUUUAUCUACCGAUCGUCAAUCAGAAACUCCGAAUUAUGGAAAAAUUGCUCGAUUAUUAUCACGUUUGAAAAAUGCCAACUGGACAAAUCGUGUUAGUCCAGGGUCACAUGAUCUUUUGAUAAAUCGUGUGACUGAAGAGCUACUGCAAUAUUUUUAUCAGUUAGAAGAUAGCUUGAUGAGAUUAGAUUUGAACUUCAAAUAUCCUGAAAACAUGUCUAAAGCAGUAGAAAUUUUUGAAAAGAUUGAACCUUUAAGUGUGCUAGAACGUACUGUGGCUCAAUUAAAAAAGUCUAAAGAUGAACUGAUUCAACGUUUUCUAGAAAGUAUGCAGAAAAAUUUGAAACGUAUACAAACUAAAUUUGAUUUAAAAGAUAUAACUCUAUGUCAAAUGAAACAAGAAUUGAAAGAAUUGGAACGACUAAAAGAAGAAUAUGAUAAUUUAGAUCCAGCUUGUAUUUAUUUACAAAAAUAUGAUUAUUCAGAUAUAAGUAAAUUGAAUAAUGAGAUUGAAAAUGAAGAAAAGAAACAAAAUGCAGAAAUCGAACAUGACUAUGAAGACAUAUUAGUGACGUAUGAUUCUGUUUCUUCUGAACGUAUAAAUUUACUGCAAGAGAAAGGACAACACAGUAUUGAAUCACUCGUUGAAAUUAUAAAAGAAAAGAAGAAAAGUAUUGCCGAACUUCAGCAGCAUAAGCAAUCCUAUAAUUUUAAUAAUAGAUUGGAUGCGUCGACAGCAAAUAUCGCAUUAUUAUACAUAAGUAAUUGUGAAAAAAUUCAUAAUACUUAUCUAAGAGAACUUGCAGUUGAAACUCAUGAAGUCUUAAACAAGUACAUUAGUGAAUAUGGUUCUUUUCUUAAUCAAAAAAUCGAAAAAUUGUUCAAAAAUUUAACUAAUACUGAUGUUCCAGAUGCUCCUUCUCAGUGUCCGCAAGAUUUAGAAACGCAUCUAGAAGAAUUAUCUUCUCUAAGUGACUUCGAGCAUGUUUUCGAAUGUAUAGAAGGACAGAGAAAACUAGACUAUUGGCAAGGACAAUUUAGUAGAAAACAUCGUACUAUGAGUGAUCUCAUGGAACAAUACAAAUAUUCUGGUAGAAAUACAGAAUUAACAGAACAAUUAAACAUAGCGCAAAGAUUGAUGAGAUCAGAUUACUUCUGUGGUGACAAGUUCCUUUUAGCGGAACUCACAUCUAUUAAAGAUUUCAUGGAUUCUGUUGAUGCUUUCGAAGCUGAACAAAGCAUGGAAAAUUUUAAUCACGUAUAUGACGAGUUAGUCAGUCAUUUUGACCUAGAAGAUGUUACUAAGGAAGUCAAUGAAGUGAGGCGGAGAUUAAAAAACUUACCUACCGAUAUUUCAAAAUAUGACUUUAAAAAUACUACAACAUAUGCCAGAAAAUCACCUAGAGAACUUUUAACUAAAUUAAAUAAGGCAGCUUUAGUUCGUGGUAUGAAAUAUGAUAAAGUUUCUCAGUCGAUAUCAGCCGAUAUUCGGGAUCAUUUUCAGACAGUUAUAAACAAUGCAUGCGAAGCUUCGAUCGAAAAACGUUCUGCAGCGAUUGCUCCAUUAAGACAUGCAUUACCUUUUCUACCAGAAGACUUAAAAAGUUUAUUUAAGCCAAAAAUUAAUGAAUAUACUGAGAAAUUCGCUGAAGAGGAAAAUGCAUAUAAACGUAAAUUCAAGGAAAAUGUCGGCACGUUAAGCGUUGAAAAAGUAGGCGAACUUGCUUUGCAAUGUGAAGAAGAGAAAAGAGAUGAACUUUUUGAAAUGUUGCAUACUGGGGUUAAAGAAAAGUUGGAGAACCAUUGGAGAAAUCUGCAAAAUGCAUUAAAUAAUGAAAAUAUGCAGGAUGCCUUAAAUAGUAUGAAGGAAAUCAUUACACAUAAAGAAUAUAUACGCAACAUUCCAGAUGUAGAUCGUUUUUACAGCAAUGGUUGUAUAUUAAUAAAUACAAGUGUUAUUGAUUAUACAGAAACUGUCAGUAGUAUGUUCCAAAUUGAGAAAAUUCAAAUGAUUGACCGAGCUGUUACUAAUAUAAUCCUAUACAUAGAGUUUGGCGAAAAGUUUCAUCUAAAAUUUCCCGAAUUAUUACCCGAAAAAGAUCAAAACCGGAGGUUAAUUAGUGACGAAACGACACGAUUUGAAACAACACGCGAUAAAUUUUUCAGUGCUCUUGCGAUGUCUUUCAAAAUAUUGAAAUCGAUUAGUUCAGAAUUUGGAGACAUUUUAUUAUCAACUACAGAUUUUCAAAGAUUAGAAACAGAACUCAAGCAAAAAGUCGAAGAUCUUAAGGAGAAACUUCUUUUUACUGCAUCAAAAAAUGAACUUUCAUCCUUGAACUCAGAUCAAUUUCGUAUCUAUUACAGUCAUCUUGUAUCAUUUGAUAAAUGUUUACGUGUUCCAGAGAUAAAAAUUCGAGAUAAUUUAGAAUUAGCAGAAGCAAAAAUUUUGGAAAAAGUAAUGUUGUUAUCCGAGGGCAUUGCAAGUUUAAGUUCUGAUGUUACAAAAGUAGCUGAAUUGCUCGAAAAAAUGAAAUUUUAUGCUGAAAAUAUCUCGAUGUUUGAUACGAAAAUCAAUGAAAGAAUAGAUGAAGUCUUAAAAUCGUACAAAACAAAACAUGGUUCUUCGAUUCUUUCACAACUAACAAUGAUAUUAGAGAGAAGUGAUGUAGGCUCUCGAUUAAUUUCUGAACAUUCGUGUUUAAGUGGUGAAAAUUGGAGAAAGCGACGUGAAAAAAUGCAAAAACAAGAUGAUCUUGAUUAUGUCAUGGGAGCACUAGAGGGAGAUGAUCUUGUUAAGGAUGUUCUAUGUUCGCGCUACAAAACAUUCAGACGAACGUACGAUGAUUUAGUAUCGAGAAGUUUAGGAUCGUUUAAUCUGAAGACUCAGACCGAACCUAAUUUAGAAGUAUUAAUUUCACAAACGAAGUUUCUUAUUGGAGAAGUAGUUCAAGAGACGAAUGUUAUUAUUUGGAAAUAUUCAUUCCGAGAUAAAAUUCCUGAAUUGUUAGCACAUAUUUUUGCUAUAUGGACUUUAAAAAAUACUCAACAUUAUAAUAACAGCCGUGGUAUUGAUGAAUCACGUGCUUAUCUAUUAAUGCCACACGUUGCACAAGUUAUUGCCAUUUUUCGUAUCCUUGGUAUUGAUUGUGGCGAGAAUAUAACAAUCAAAAAGCAUGGUAUAGUUGCUGCUAAAGUAAAAUCUAAUCAUUUGAUAAAUAAUUUAGUGCAGAUAGGAACAGGCGAAGGUAAAUCAGUGGUUCUGGCAAUUACUGCCUGUGUUUUUGCACUUGUUGGAGUUGAUGUUAAUUGUUCAUGCUAUAGUGAAUAUUUAAGUAUGCGAGAUAAGAAUGACUUUGCUUCAGUGUUUCGAGCACUUGGAAUCGAGGAACGUAUCGAAUAUGGUACUUUCAAUAAAUUAUGCGAAAACUUUUUGAAUGUAAAGUGUAAUAUACGAGAAAAAGUAUACGAUAUGAUCAUAAAUAAUAAGAAUAUCAUAGACGUAGUUCAAACGACAGGGCGCGUUCGUCCGAAAGUGUUGUUAAUUGAUGAAGUAGAUGUUUUCCUAAGUGAAAAAUAUUAUGGUGGAUUUUAUACACCUUCGGUAUAUUUAAAAGAUACCACAAUAAAGAUUUUGUUAGACACAUUAUGGGAAAAUAGAAAUUUACAUACAUUGGAAUUGAAUACUGUUAAAACUUCGUCAGCAUACCAUGCUUGUUCUUCUCGAUUUAGUAAUUGGCUUUUUCUUUUCGAUGAAGCCAUAAAUGAUAUGUUGGCUGCUUUAAAAUCAUUUCAAUCAUCAACAUAUCUUGUACAAAAUGAUAAAAUUGUUUAUGUUGAAGGUGAAUCCGUAGCAGAAAAUGUAGUUCGUGGUUAUGAUACGGUUUGGGCAUAUUAUUAUGAAAAUCAAAAAGGUUUUAUUAGUAAGGAAAGUUUAGAAACAAAUGUGGGUAUCAUCAUUAAUUGUGGGACAUUUUCUUAUGCUGAAAUACCUCAUGAAUUUGCUUAUAUUGCAGGAGUCACUGGUACUCUAAAAACACUUGCUAAGCCAGAAACGGAUAUCUUGAAAAAUGUUUAUGAGAUUCACAUGAAUACUUAUAUGCCAUCAGUUUUUGGAAAAAGUAAUCGUAAUUAUAAUUCUAAUAAUGAUGUAGAAGCGGUAAAAAAAUCAGAGUAUUUUAUGAGAAUUCGUGGAGAAAUUGAUACAAUGUGCAAUGCUAAACGUGCCAUUCUCGUAUUUUUUGAAUCGGAAGAAAAAUUAAUGGCAUUUUACAAUUCUGAAGAAUUAUCAUCUAUAAAACUCAAUAUACAAAUUAUUACUGAGAAAGUUUCUUCCAAAGAGAGAGAGCUAUCUAUUAAGCGUGCGGCAAGUGACGGUCGAGUUACCCUAUUGACUCGAACAUUUGGACGAGGAACUGAUUUCAUAUGUCAAAAUCAGCAACUGUUAGCUAAUGGUGGAGUUCAUGUACUUCAAACAUUUUUUUCUGAAGAACUAUCUGAAGAAUAUCAAAUAAUUGGAAGAGGAGCACGGCAAGGAGAUCGUGGUUCAUAUAGGAUGAUUUUGUUAGAUAGUGAUUUAGAAUGGGUACUUGGUACUGAUUGGGAGAAGAAAAUUCCCGAAAUAAAUGGUUCUACUCUUUAUGCAACUUUGGAUAAAGCUCGUAAUACACAUUAUGAAAGUAAAUGUGCUGGGAAAAAAGUUGGUAUAGAACAAUGCAAGUGUGAGCAUCAAGCUUCUAGAAAUUUUAUGAAUGCAUUGUCCGAAGGAAAAACAGAUAUUGUCAAAAUGUUUUUAACUAAACAAAAUUGUGGAGUGAACACAGUUUCAGGGAUUUCGCGUACACUCUUACUUAUGGAUGCAACAGGCUCUAUGUCAAGUUUAUUGUCUGCUGCCAAAGACACGGUCUGUACGAUGUUCGAACGCGCUUCUGCUGUUUUAGAGGAAAAAAGACUAUCAAAAAAUGCAUUUUCUAUGCAAUUUGCUGUAUAUCGAAACUAUAACUCUAAAGAAAGUAAGAUUUUAGAAGUUUCUUCCUGGGAGACGAAAGCUAAUCAUUUACGAGCAUUUAUGAACACGAUCGGUCCUGAAGGUGGACUAGGACGUGAAGCGAUUGAAAUCGGAUUAUGGCAUGCAGUUAACGAAAGUGGAAUGCGAGAAUCGAUUUCUCAAGUUAUUUUAAUAGGAGAUGCUGCAGCCAAUGCUAAGUCUGAGGUAGAUCAAAAGCGAGCACGUCUCGGUGAAGCCUACUGGAAGCAAACUAGAUUUGCUAUACCAACCUAUUAUGAAGACGAAUUACGAAAAUUGAAAAAAAAAAGAUUCCUGUUCAUACAACGAGUUCUAGAAGCACAAAUAAAUCACAAAAAAAAGAAAAACAAUUUGGUUAUGGAAUGUGAUAUUAUCGGAGAAUCUGCAGGAGUUGUCGAAGACGACUCGGAUGAUGAACCCGAUGAAGUUGAGCAUUAUCUUAACACAAAAAUUUCGUUUAUAAAAGAUGGUACAUGA